UUGUGAUCGACGCUGCAAACAAUGAGGCAAUCUCAAAUAUGCUCUUCCAUCUCGUCAGAAACAGGCUUCAGACCAUGAAUUUUGAUAAUGCUACCUUAUCGUUCUCCAUGUUGCUAUGCGAUAGCGGGGCGUACACUCUAUGACACUGCCCAGAACAGCCUUGAGUUUACAGAGAUGUCGAAAUGAUCGCAAAUCUAGUAGAUUCUGAUUGAUGAACGACCAAGACAGAUUGAUUGGUUCAUACCAUGUCCCUUUCCCAGGAAUAAUGCAGUUGAUAAGAUGCAUCAUUGUACUCUUAUUGCAUGCAUACUUUGUCAAUCGUAUGCAUAGCACUUCCACUGAUCAUGCUGCUGAAGAAGUCCCACCGCAUCAUGAAAUAGACCUCGAACUUCGUUUAGGUCCAUCAAUGCCAGCCGUAGAGCCCUCUUCAACACAAUCGUUGAUUUCUCAACCAAAUCCAGCUCCAGCAAUUCAUGGAACGGGAGUGAAAAGGAAGCGUAAAGGUGAACAACCUACUCCAAACGAUAUUCGUAAGAAGAGAAAAGACAAGAAUAGCGCAAGGUCACAAAGGAGAAGGGAAAAAGCUCGUUUAAAUGCAAUAAAGAGAAGAAAGGAAAUAAGGGAAAAGGGACCUGAGGCAAUCAAAGCAGAACAGGCCAUACAAAAGGCUUAUCAAAAGAAUUACCUUGCCAAUCUAGGAAAAGAUCCUACACGAAUGGAACUUUAUAAGGCGAAGAAAAGAGAGAAUGCGAAGAAACGAUAUAAAAGAUUGGUAACGAAUGAAAUUACUGGCGAAGACUAUAGGCACAGACUUAAUGAACUGAAAAAGAAAAAGAAUAGGCUUCUUCGAGAAGAAGCUGUGAAGAAAUCUCUGGACAGCAUUCCAUAGCCACAUUUUCAAAUGUGGCCACCUCAUAUGCUGUGCUAGUAUUGCGGUGCAAAGUAUGAUGUAGUACAUCCUUCCUGAAAAGGUGUUGACUAUAAUAAUCAUGCUAUCACCGUAUCCAUUCUCUUUCACACUCUCACCAUCAAGUUCAUGAAGACAAUGAUUGUUGUUCUGACAAUUGCUUGCUUGUACCUUUCAAUUGUGAUUAUUUGUACCUCUUCCGGCUCUCAAUCAGUCAAUCAGCCUUUGCAAGAUGACUUGAAUUUAGAGCUCAGACU
This is a messenger RNA of Meira miltonrushii, 1164 nucleotides long. RefSeq lists its product as uncharacterized. The record is from RefSeq and is a predicted model, not a curated record. NCBI's taxonomy places the organism in Eukaryota, Fungi, Basidiomycota, Exobasidiomycetes, Exobasidiales, Brachybasidiaceae. Bases 212 to 889 code for a protein of 225 amino acids. The transcript has 2 exons.